AAACGUGUAAUAAAAAAAUAAUAUAUUUCGUCACUGUUGUUGGGGGAUCAAUCACGACACGAGCUAGGGUUUGUUUAUGCUUCUUCUUUAUUCUCCAAAUCUACAGUCUCCAAUAAUAUGAUCACAGUUUUCGCAUAACAAUCCCAUUCGCGUGAUCGAUUUGUACACCAUGGCUCUUCCUCUUGGGAAGCUCACAAUAAUUAUCGGAGCAGGCCUUGUUGGGUCGGUUCUUGCUAAAGAAGGUCGCAUGCCCGGUGUUUCUGAUUUGUUUUCUGGUGCUUCUAAAGUACUUAAACUAAUUAGUCAUGAUGAGAAACCUGCGUCAUCAAAAACAAAACCACUCAACGACUCGUUGUUAGCACAGGUCAAUAGCCUAAGGCAGGAGCUGCAACUUCUGGCGUCAAAUAGACCUGUUACUAUUGUCACCUCUAGUGGUUCAGGAGGAAACAAAUACGGUGUCGUUAUCAUUAUUGCUGUUGUAGGAUAUGGUUAUGUUUGGUGGAAGGGCUGGAAACUUCCUGAUAUGAUGUUUGCUACAAAGCGUAGUUUAUCUGAUGCAACAAAUGCUGUGGCUAAACAACUAGAGACUGUCUACUCUUCACUAGCGGCUACCAAGCGACAUCUUUCUUCAAGAAUCGACCGUGUUGAUUGUAGUUUAGAUGAGGUUGCAGAAAUUACUGCUUCUACAAAAGACGAGGUUUCUGCAAUACGUGGAAAAACAAAAGUGUUUUCCGAGGAUGUUCAAUCUAUACAUAACAAAGUUUACACUCUGGAGAGUAAGCUGAGUAUGUUUGAAUUGAAGCAGGAUGAAACAAACUUAGGAGUGAAGAGGUUGAUACACACUGCCAUAUCAAUGGAAAAUCAGGCACCGAGUAAUAGUCUUAUGGGAAGCCAAUCCAGUUCAUCGAAGCCAGCUCUUGAAUUGCCACAUAGGGCUAUGUCUCUGCCACCAGUUCAAAUUGAGGAACUACAAGCAUCACCCCCUUUGUCUCCCAAGGCUAAGCGACCUUUGGAAACUGCUGUCUCUGCCGCCUCUGGCUUAAAGGUUCUUCACGACGUGCCUGAAGAAGCUAAAACCACUCCCCGAGCAUCAAACAAGCUGAACAUUACAGAAGAAGGAAGCUCGAACUCUAGUAGUGUGUUAGGUCGGACAUUUUCUGGUAUCAGUUCUGUUUUCUCACUUGGCCGUCCUCCAAAUAGACAGUAACGAAGCUCGUCCAUUUUUUUUACCGAUCUGAACCGGAACUUGAACAUAUAUUUUUGUAAUUAAUAGAAAGAAGGAAAAAGCCUUUGGUUAAGUGGGAGGGUAGUUCGGGCUUUGUUUAGUAAGGGGUUUGGCGGAUGGGAAACUGGUUACAUAAUCUUAAACUAGAAAUUCUGUGUAGUUUUGAGAUUAUGAUGGAAUCCAGUUUUUUUGGGGAUUUUGUUGUUUCGAGUUUGAAUUAUCCAGUCGCAUCUUCUGAAGGAUGUCUAUGGUUGGUUGGUCGGUCGGUCAUUCAUUAGUGUUACCCAACCAUUGAAACAUAAGGAACUGGUUUGAUCACAAAACUUUAAGGUGUAUAAUUAAUAAAUGUUUCUUUUAUCUUUA
Molecule: messenger RNA, 1588 nt
Organism: Helianthus annuus (common sunflower)
Lineage: Eukaryota; Viridiplantae; Streptophyta; Magnoliopsida; Asterales; Asteraceae
Exons: 14
Coding region: 170-1207 (345 amino acids)
Source: RefSeq, a predicted model, not a curated record